Messenger RNA from Paramecium octaurelia, 297 nucleotides. Lineage: Eukaryota; Ciliophora; Oligohymenophorea; Peniculida; Parameciidae. The record is from the annotation of a GenBank genome assembly.
GAUGCAAUGAUUUUAACAAUGAUGAUAUAAUUGAAACCGUAAUGUAAAAAAUGAAUAUUAAAUUAAAGUACUCAAGAUUGAAUUCAUAAAUAAUUUUGAGGUUUUAUUGUUGUUCCAAAAUUACCCAGCAAAGGACAAUUACUAAUAGAUGAUAGGAUAGGCUGAAAAGAUAGAAAGUAAAAUAGAUUUGAUAUAAAUGUAGAAUAAUUAAGAGCUUUGGAUGGGAUAUCAUGGUUAGAGAUUAUCAAGAGAUUCAAUUUGGGUUACUCAUUAUCUUUGUAUUUUCAGAAGAAUUGA